CUCGCCGUCAUUCCAGUCACAACUAAACUACUUUUUUGGUCGCAACCACUUACUUCCACUUCACACACAAAGAGGAAAUAAUGGCGGAGGCACAAAUCAAAGAGUGGCAAGACCGCGCCGAGGCCUUCAAGCCUCUCAACCUCAAGGCCAUUGAGCCUGCUCUCGGCGAGCUUGAUGCUCACCUUACUCUCCGCUCCCACAUCGUGGGUUAUGGACUGACCGACGCCGAUACUACCGUCUGGAAGACUCUCCGCGAGAACCGUGUCGCCCAUGCCUUCAUCAAGCAGAGCCUGAUGCCCAAUUUGGGUCGUUGGUUCAGAUACAUCGAGGAGGCGUACCCACAGCAGACAACUCUCCCCGAGCGACCUGCUAAGGGCAAGGACGCAAAGGGUGGAAAGGAGGACAAGAAGGACGAUGGUGCCAACUACGAUAUCGGUCUCCAGGACGUUGGAGACGGCACUGGCAUUGUCACCAGAUUCCCACCGGAGCCUUCAGGCUACCUCCACAUCGGUCACGCAAAGGCCGCUUUGCUGAACGACUACUUCGCCCACGAGAAGUACAAGGGCACUCUGCUCCUCCGUUUCGAUGACACCAACCCUCUCAAGGAGAAGCAGGAGUUCCAGGACUCCAUCGUCGAAGAUCUGGCGCUCAUGGGCAUCAAGGCCGACAAGAUCAGCUACACCAGCGACUACUUCGACGAGCUAUACGAGUACUGCGUGAAGAUGAUCAAGGAUGGCAACGCCUACGCGGACGACACACUCCAAGAGAAGAUGCGACAGGAGCGCAUGGACGGCAUCCCCAGCGAGCGCCGCGACUCCAGCGUCGAAGACAACCUCGCCCGCUUCGAGGAGAUGAAGAAGGCAACCGAGGAAGGCCUCAAGUGGUGCAUCCGCGCAAAGAUCUCCGUCGACGACCCGAACAAGGCCCUCCGCGACCCCGUCAUCUACCGCUGCAGCCCCGAAGUGCACCACCGCACCGGCGACCGCUGGAAGAUCUACCCCACCUACGACUUCUGCUGCCCCAUCGUCGACGCCCAGGAAGGCGUGACGCACGCGCUCCGCACCACCGAGUACAACGACCGCGACGCCCAGUACCAAUGGUUCCUCAAGGCCCUCGGCUGCCGCCACGUCUACAACUGGGGCUUCGCGCGCCUCAACUUCGUCAAGACGCUGCUCUCCAAGCGCAAGCUCACCAAGAUCGUCGACACCGGCUUCGUCGACGGCUGGGACGACCCGCGCAUGCCCACCGUCCGCGGUGUCCGCCGCCGCGGCGUCACCAUCCCCGCGCUCCGCGAAUUCAUCCUCAAGCAGGGCCCCUCCAAGAACAUCGUCAACCUCGACUGGUACUCCUUCUGGGCGACCAACAAGAAGCACAUCGACCCGGUCGCCGCACGCUACACCGCGAUCUCCGACGCGGCAAAGGUGCCCGUCACCGUGGUCGGCGCCCGCGAUGGCAUCCACACCGAGGAGAAGGACAAGCACGCCAAGUACACGAACCUCGGCAAGAAGAAGGUCGUCUUCAGCGGCAACAUCCUGCUCGAGCAGGCGGACGCCGCGUCCUUCGCGCAGGACGAAGAGAUCACGCUGAUGAACUGGGGCAACGCGUUCGUGCGCAAGAUCUCGCACUCGAUCAACCCGCUCGCGUCCCCCGCGGGUCUCUCCACCGUCACCGGGCUAGAGCUCGAACUCCACCUCCAGGGCGACGUCAAGAAGACCAGCAAGAAGGUUACUUGGCUCUCUGCGGAUCAGGACCUCGUCCCCGUGAAGCUCGUCGACUUCGACUACCUCAUCACGAAGGAUAAGCUCGAGCCCGAGGACGAGCUCGAGAAGUUCCUCAACCCGAACACGAAGACCGAGACCACGGCAUUGGCCGACUGCAACGUCGCGAACCUCAAGGUCGACGACAUCAUUCAGUUCGACAGGAAGGGCUACUUCAGGAUUGACGAGGCGUUCGCCCAUGGCAAGCCCGUCGUCGCGUUCCAGAUCCCCACUGGCAAGAGCAAGUAGACAAAACUAUAGCACUUUCGUAGAACAAUCAAAAGUCGUAUCAAGUUCAAACAUCAGCAUCACAAAUUUCCACAUUGCGCAUAACUCUAAACCAGACAAG
Aaosphaeria arxii CBS 175.79 is the source of this 2106-nucleotide messenger RNA. Its product is annotated as glutamyl-tRNA synthetase. Lineage: Eukaryota; Fungi; Ascomycota; Dothideomycetes; Pleosporales. Gene Ontology annotation, biological process: glutamyl-tRNA aminoacylation; translation. Gene Ontology annotation, molecular function: ATP binding; glutamate-tRNA ligase activity. The record is from RefSeq and is a predicted model, not a curated record. The transcript has 2 exons. Bases 81 to 2006 code for a protein of 641 amino acids. Gene Ontology annotation, cellular component: methionyl glutamyl tRNA synthetase complex; cytosol; cytoplasm.